UCGACGAAAAAGCCAUUUUGAAGCCCGCCAGCUCCACCAUCAACCACCACACCCAACCAUGAAGCGCGCCCUCCUCUCCGCCGCUCUCUUAGCCACCACCUUCGCCGUCCCUUCCGUAACCCCUGUCCCCGUCAUCUAUCCAGGGACCUGCACCAUGUGGCCCAACUGGAUCAACACGCGCGACGCCGACGUCACGGGCCGCAUCAUGUUCGUCGUUUCCUCCGCCGACGACUCCGCCCUCAACGACCUAACCAUCCAACCGCAAACCUCCACUUCCCCCUUAUUCGUGUCCCCAUUCCCCUCCCGCAAGGUCCUCAAAAUGUACUACCGCUGCAUCAACGGUGUGCCCAACAUCAGUCUUUCGUCCAGCAACGUUACUAUCGCGCGAGAUAUGGCGAAUGCGCACUUACUCGUCGAUGCCGCGCCGGGGAAGGCGUAUAAGCCGGAGCUGUAUUACCAUGAGGUUGGUGGUGUGAGGCAGGAGGGCGUGUUUUUAGGCGCGUUGAAUCAGACGACGUGGGGGUUUCGGUAUCAGCAGGUCAGCUGUGGGGCGGAUGGGAGGGUGGGCGAGAGAGAGGGGUAUGAGGUUAAGCUUUUGGGGCUGCCGGUUGAUGAGGUGAAUCCGCCGACGGCGCAGUAUCCGCCGGAUUUUGAGGGGUUUGUCAAGGUGAUUGGGUGGUAGUUAGGUGGGAUGGGGAGUGUAGGAAAGGAGGGAGAUUAAGUCCGAUUGAUCAUAUGUGACGUUGCCUUCAUUUCUGAGACUCACUGCCAUUUUACG
Molecule: messenger RNA, 778 nt
Organism: Trematosphaeria pertusa
Lineage: Eukaryota; Fungi; Ascomycota; Dothideomycetes; Pleosporales; Trematosphaeriaceae
Exons: 1
Coding region: 59-682 (207 amino acids)
Source: RefSeq, a predicted model, not a curated record